Molecule: messenger RNA, 715 nt
Organism: Lotus japonicus
Lineage: Eukaryota; Viridiplantae; Streptophyta; Magnoliopsida; Fabales; Fabaceae
Exons: 4
Coding region: 16-390 (124 amino acids)
Source: RefSeq, a predicted model, not a curated record
UUCCCAAUAUUUGGAAUGUUUCUCUCUCUCUCUCUUACUCUUAAUUUUUCCUUCCCCUUCAUCUUCUCUUUUUCUCUUCCAAUCCGAAUUUCUGCAGCUCCUCAUUUUCUCUCCAUUCAAUUAACUUUUAUCAGCCCAUUAAUGUUUGGCAUCUCAUUUAUGGUUCUUGCAAUUCCCACUCACGGCCUCAUUAAAUCUGCUCGGUUAAAACGUGAUUUUUCUUUUCUGCUUCCAAGGAGGAAAAGGAGGAGUUUGUGCCUUGCAGUGUCUCCCAGUAUAUUCUUUCUCACUGAAAAAUUGGCUAGGCAGAGAUUGUGCUUGAACCUGAUUGCGGGAAUUCAAAUAGCUGAAGUGAUUCAGAUCAAAUUUGCUGAUCAUUUUUUCAGAUGAGGCAUUCUUUCAUUUUAGUUUUUGGUCCUGUCUGCAGGUUGGUGUUGUCGUUUCCUUUUUCACUCUUACUUCUAUCAAAUUUUCAUUGAUUAAAUUUUGUUUGUGUUUUCAUAAACUGAUUUGUUGGUAACUUGGUAUGCAUGUCUCUCCUUUAUAGAUGUUUUUUUGAUAUAGAAGGUUAACGUUUUUUUUGUUGUUGUAAGAUUCUUGAAGCUUGAAUUUCAUGAAAGACUCCAAAUCCACUACUGGCAAGUCUUUUAAUUGGAAGCAAAAUCUUUGGCAUCCUCAAACCUCAUGUUUGUUUUGGUUAGUUGGACCCCAUCAA